This is a messenger RNA of Pseudophryne corroboree (corroboree frog), 1269 nucleotides long. Its product is annotated as oocyte zinc finger protein XlCOF6.1-like. The record is from RefSeq and is a predicted model, not a curated record. The transcript is spliced from 5 exons. The coding region runs from base 1 to 1269 and encodes 422 amino acids. Lineage: Eukaryota; Metazoa; Chordata; Amphibia; Anura; Myobatrachidae.
AUGGAUGAAUGUAACAGAAGGAAUAUCUCGGAAGAAAAUCUAAUUUCAUCUUCAGGUUGCAAAACAGAAGCUGAUGACAUCACACAAGAUUCUCCUGGAGAAAACACUACUGCCCUACUUAUAUCUCCUGUACCUCACAAUGUGGCUGUGUCAUCUGGUCCCUCUAAUCAGAGCGAAUGUUUUUAUAACACUGAUAUUGGUGCAUCUGCUACAGCUCUGACAGUAGAUAAAAUAUUUCCCUGUUCUAUAGAUGACAGAUGUUUUAUACAGAACGCAAGUCUUGUUACCCAUCAGACAGCUAAGGGAGGUGAGAAACCAUUUCCGUGUUCUGAGUGUGGGAAGUGUUUUACACGGAAAUCAUGUCUUGUUAAACAUCAGAUUAGUCACACAGGUAGGAGGCCAUUUCCAUGCUCUGAGUGUGGGAAAUGUUUUACAGAUAAAUCAAAUCUUGUUACACAUCAGAGAAGUCACACAGGUGAGAAACCAUUUCCAUGUUCUGAGUGUGGGAAAAGUUUUACACGGAAAUCACUUCUUGUUCUACAUGAGAGAAUACAUACAGGUGAGAAACCAUUUCCAUGCUCACAUUGUGGGAAAUGUUUUACACAGAAGUCAGAUUUUGUUAGACAUGAGGGAUUACAUACAGGUGAGAAGCCAUUUCCAUGUUCUGAGUGUGGAAAAUGUGAGAAGCCAUUUCCUUGUUGUGAGUGUGGGAAAUGUUUUACACAGAAGUCAGAUUUUCUUAGACAUGAGAGAUUGCAUACAGGUGAGAAGCCAUUUCCAUGUUCUGAGUGUGGAAAAUGUUUUACACACAAGUCAGCUCUUAGAAUUCACACAGGUGAGAGGCCAUUUCCAUGCCAUGAGUGUGGGAAAUGUUUUACACUAAAAUCACUUCUUGUUCUACAUGAGAGAAUACAUACAGGUGAGAAGCCAUUUCCAUGCUUACAGUGUGGGAAAUGUUUUACAGAGAAAACAGCUCUUGGUAAACAUCUGAGAUGUCACACAGGUGAGAAACCAUUUCCAUGUUCUCAGUGUGAAAAAUGUUUUACACAGAAAGGACAUCUUGUUGCACAUCAGAGAAGUCACACAGGUGAGAAACCAUUUCCAUGCUCACAGUGUGAGAAAGGUUUUACAGAGAAAUCACAUCUUGUUAAACAUCAGCAAAGACACACAGGUGAGAAGCCAUUCUCAUGUUCUGAGUGUGGAAAAUGUUUUAGAGAUAAAUCAUCUGUUGUUAGACAUCAAAGACGUCACACAGAUGAGAAUGAGUAA